AUCUGCCUUUGGCACCGCUGAUCUCUUUUGGUUCCAAGACUUGGACUGCGUCAACGGCGUCGUUGUCAUGAAUGACUCUAACAAUCAAGAUCGCAAAUCAGCAGUGAAUAAUCAUAAUUCGAAGCGUUUAACAAAUAAUAAUGUCGAGAGAAAACCACCACCAUUGCUAAUACAUUCGGCCGCACUUUCUAAGCUGAAUAGCUCAACCACCAUUACACCUUUAUGCGAACGAAAAAUUAAGGCAGAGCCAAAAUUCUUGAACCAGGAAGUACGGAUCUACGCUGAUGGUAAAUGGAACAACAACGAUUCUGAUCGUGGUGAUCCUCCUCGAUAUUGGUGUGAGAAAUGUGGAAGGAUUUAUUCUAACAGGAAUAAUUUGCAGAGACAUUGUCGUUACGAAUGUGGAACUGACCAUUCGGCUUUCAAGUGUCCAUAUUGUCCCCACUCAUCCAGACGCAAAGAUAAUUUGAAAACUCAUAUCGUUAAAAAGCAUAAUCCGAAUUAUGCAGGUUGAUUUUUAUAUUAUGGUACCUAUAUAGUUUAUCAUAGUGCGCUGGAUCUAUUUUAUGUUUUUAUGCUCAUAAAAUUCAGUUUAAUUGUGCAAAUUUAAUUUGUACACUGUCACCAUGCGGCCUAAAUUUCU
Molecule: messenger RNA, 643 nt
Organism: Ctenocephalides felis (cat flea)
Lineage: Eukaryota; Metazoa; Arthropoda; Insecta; Siphonaptera; Pulicidae
Product: longitudinals lacking protein, isoforms F/I/K/T-like
Exons: 1
Coding region: 68-514 (148 amino acids)
Source: RefSeq, a predicted model, not a curated record